AUAAAACAAACACCAAUCUCUCCAAAUCCCUUCAAUUCUUCAAAUUCAUUAAAAAAGAAAAAAAUUCCAUCUUUUUUCUUCCUCUCUUCACCAUGAUGGGAAAGGACUCAUUGAGUUGUAAUUUUGAAGAAAGGGAAAGUGGGUUAUUUUCAAGAGGUUCUUGCAUGGAAAAAAAAGUAAAACUUUUUGGAAUUGAGCUCAACCCAUCAAACAAUUCUUAUUGCUUCAAAGAUCAGUCUUGUAAUAAUAUUGGUGAAGGAGAUCAUGAAAGUGUAAAUUCUUCAACAACAACAGUGUGUUUUGAACAACAACAACAGCAGCAACAACAACAACAACAAGAAGCCAUUCUUGUUAAACAACCAAAAUUUGAGUGUCAAUAUUGUUUCAAAGAGUUUACAAAUUCUCAAGCUUUGGGAGGCCAUCAAAAUGCUCACAAGAAAGAAAGAUUGAAGAAGAAGAAGAUGCAACUUCAAGCAAGAAAAGCUACUCUUAGUUAUUAUCUUCAACCUUCUAAUUUUCAAACUACUACUAAUAAUUUUCUUUAUCAUUAUCCUUCUUCUCCUCCUUGUUUUUUCUCUGAUGAUUCUUCUUCCCAAAUUAGUUUCAACCAAAACGACGCCGAAUUCAUCCAUUUUGAUUCUUCUCUUUCCUUUUUACCUCAACCACGACGCUCGUUCUUCACUUUGACACCGGCCGACAUGUCGUCCGGAUCCCCUAAUCCUGUCGUUUUCCACUCCUCCUCUUCUUCUUCUUCCCCUUCUUGUAAAUCUUUGGAUCUUCAACUUGGUCUCAAUUAAUUUUUGCCUUACUUCAUUAAUAUUUUUCAUCCUAAUCUUGUACCAAUCCAAACAUUAUCCUUAGCGCAUCAAUACAAAUAUAUUAAUUAAUGUA
This is a messenger RNA of Benincasa hispida (wax gourd), 891 nucleotides long. It is a transcript of the gene ZFP5, whose product is annotated as zinc finger protein 5. Lineage: Eukaryota; Viridiplantae; Streptophyta; Magnoliopsida; Cucurbitales; Cucurbitaceae. Gene Ontology annotation, biological process: gibberellic acid mediated signaling pathway; trichome morphogenesis; cytokinin-activated signaling pathway. Gene Ontology annotation, cellular component: nucleus. Gene Ontology annotation, molecular function: DNA-binding transcription factor activity; transcription cis-regulatory region binding. The record is from RefSeq and is a predicted model, not a curated record.